AUGGAAGGAUAUAAAUACCAUGUGAUGCUGGAUAUGAAAUCCAAAUUGAUGUUGUGUUGGAAUGUAUUUUAUGAAAAUAAAACUGUGUCAUUUAGAAUCACCUGUCAACUUCCACCUGAUUAUUGGUUUGGAGUGGGAUUUUCUGGUUAUGGAGAAGUGACGAACGCUGAUUUUGUAGUGUUUUGGAAUGAUCCUGUAAAGACGCACCAUUUACAGGACUCUUGGACUGAUGACAAAGGGGCUCUUCAUUCUGAUAAAUCUCAAGAUUAUUAUCUGAAUAAAGCUAGAACUGAACAUGGAUUAUCUAUUCUUGAAUUUUCUAGACCAUUUGAUAGUUGUGACGACCACGAUUAUUUGUUAGAUAAUGGAACGACACAUGUUGUAUAUUUUACCUCUAAAGGAACACCAUCAUCAUGUAUUGGUAAAGAUGUUCGACAACUGCGCCAUGGAUUUCAACGUGUUCAGUUGUUAAAACCUGAUGUUAAUCUACCUUCACUUCCUAGUGAUGUGUGGACAUUUGACAUUACAGCACCAAAGGUCCAUGUUCCUGGGGUGGAAACAACAUAUUGGUGGUAUAUAACAACAUUACCAAAAUUAAACCACAAACAACAUAUCGUAAGGUAUGAAGGUAUUAUACAAAAAGAAAAUGAAGGAAUUGUACAUCAUAUAGAAGUUUUCCAUUGUUUUGGUAAUAAUCCCGUCAAACCAUACAGUGGUCCUAAAGUACCCGAGGGUAAAAUGGAUCCUAAUUCCGAUUUGGCUAGAUGUAAAAAUGUUAUGGGAGCCUGGGCCAUGGGAGCAGAGCCCAUAAUUUACCCAGAAGAAGCUGGUUCGCCAAUUGGUGGUAAAGAUUUUUCUCAUUAUGUGUUACUUGAAGUUCAUUUCCAUAACCCACAUUUACAGACAGGUCACGUGGACAGUUCUGGUAUAAGAUUCUACGUAACACCAACAUUAAGACAGUAUGAUAUGGGUAUAAUGGAACUAGGAUUAGAGUACACUGAUAAAAUGGUCAUACCACCAGGAGAAGAUAGAUUUACUCUGUCUGGUUACUGUAUAGCUGAUUGUACUCAGAUGGCGUUACCUAAGGAUGGAAUCAAUAUUUUUGCAUCACAAUUACACACACAUCUAACAGGUAAAAGAGUUUGGACGAAACAUGUUCGGAAUGGGUUGGAACUACCAGAGGUCAAUCGUGACAACCAUUAUAGUCCACAUUUCCAGGAAGUUCGAGUUCUCCGAAGACCAAUCAAUAUAUUACCAGGUGAUGCGUUAAUUACUGAAUGCGAAGACAGUACUGUUGAUAGAAGAAACGUAACAUUUGGUGGAUUUUCGAUCACAGAAGAAAUGUGUGUAAAUUAUAUACAUUAUUAUCCUAAAGUAAAUUUGGAAGUUUGUAAAAGUUCUAUCAGUUAUGACAGUCUAUAUAACUUCUUUUAUUUUAUGAAGAGAAUGGAAAGUGUAGAUAUAGUGAUUAAUGAAGGUAUUAAGUAUAACUAUAACAGUAUACCAUGGUUACCUAUUAAUGUCCAUCUAUUAGACUAUGUUUAUCAGACAUCACCCAUAUCAAUGCAGUGUAACCAAUCUGAUGGUCAUAGGUUUCCAGUUAGUAGUUUUUUUACAACAUAUACAUUUAAUAUGUUCACAAUUCCACGGUAA
This is a messenger RNA of Lottia gigantea (owl limpet), 1653 nucleotides long. RefSeq lists its product as hypothetical. NCBI's taxonomy places the organism in Eukaryota, Metazoa, Mollusca, Gastropoda, Lottiidae. The record is from RefSeq and is a predicted model, not a curated record. Gene Ontology annotation, molecular function: copper ion binding; dopamine beta-monooxygenase activity. The transcript has 10 exons. Gene Ontology annotation, cellular component: secretory granule membrane. Gene Ontology annotation, biological process: octopamine biosynthetic process; norepinephrine biosynthetic process; dopamine catabolic process. The coding region runs from base 1 to 1653 and encodes 550 amino acids.